GAAUGAACCAACGCGACUCUUUCUAAAACCGUCGUUACUCUGCUUUUCCUGAUUUAUCUCAAAUUCCUAAAUCUCUCUAAAUUCGAUCGAUCUAAACUAAGUUUGUUUGUUCAAUCUCGGAGCAAACCUAAACCUACAGAAAAUUUUUGAUUUCCGUUCCAAAACGGUUGGGAUUCUUGUGUUUCUCUUGUUGAUCUGUGGGAAACAUUUUAUUCUGGGUCUUUUUUUUUUCCCGAAAAUCGGAACUAUGGAUGAUAGGAGAAGACGCCCAGCAGUUGGUGAACAUUAUCAUCAAGAAGCACCGAGGACACCCACCAGAUCGCAGAGCAGAAAACCGCCUUCUGGGUUUUGGCAGCCUAGUGUACCCGCAUGGGAGAAGAAAUUUUGUACCUUGGUUGGUUCAAUCCCAUGGGGAAAACUCUUGGAAGCCAAGAAGUUGAUGUCAUACUUUGAGAAUGUGCUUCAGUGGAAUGAUUCUGCUGGUGAAGAGGCAUUCCACAAUGCGAAGAACCGGUUUUGGGCACAGAUCAAUGGUCUUCCUUGUGACAUUUCACUGCCAGACCCAGAUAUUUACAUCGAUAAAAUCGACUGGAACUCUGAUAUUGAUCCGGAGUUGUUGUUGGAUUUAGAGCGAGAACUGGUUCCUCCGGAUGAAGAAGACAAAGAGGUGAAGUCUAGGCUCAUUGGUGAUUCUCUUUUCUUCUUAAAUCAGCCAGUUCCAUGCACUGGAUGGGGUGAUGCAGAGGAGGAUCAAGUUAAACCCGUUGAAGACUCGUUGAGACCAGGAUUUCAAGAUUGUGGAAAAAAUGCCAAUAGUGCCAACAAUCCUUGGGAGGGUGAAUGUGCCUGGGGAAACAAUACAUUGGAGAGUAACAACACAUGGGGAGACUAUGGGGCUAACUCAUGGGAAAGCAACCAGUGGGAGAACAAUAACAAUAACUAUAACUGGGAGAAUCCAGAACGCAGGGGCAAUGAAAAUUGGGGGGGAACAUGGAAGAGAGAUAAUGCAAGCCAGUACAUGUCAAGGUAUAAGACAUCAAGGUUUCAAGGAGCUGACUACCAAACGGAUCAUGGGUGGAAGAAUGGUCGAGGGAGGAAGAGGGUGAAUUUCUUCUAUGAGCGUCCACAGGUGGAUAAAAAGCCUCUGGCUUCACAACGAUUGAACUCAAUCUAUUCUUGUGGGCCAAUUAGUCAUCAUGGAUCCAGGGAAGCAGGCAAUCCAUGGAGUUGGGAGAAACCUGUUUCUUAGAGUUGAAUGAGCUUAAUAUACUUACCUAUUUGAUGUUCAUUUGUUGCUGUAUAACUGGGUAUUCUAACCCACUCCAAUGUGCAAUGCAGGGCCACAUUGGAAUGGGACAAUAUACUAGAUACUUGUUUGCAUUAUUUCAAUUUAUGUAUGCAUUCUGCUUCGGAAGAGUUUUUGAGCCCCCAUCUGAAAUUUUGAUUGAGCUUGGUUGGUGCUUUGCCAUCGAAAGAGGCUCUGAUGUAUGUAAAACCAGUAUAUUUUUUCUCUCUAAACUGUAAUCUUGGUCUUGAUUGGUGGAAUAUUAUUUGAAUAUCAACAAAUUUAUUC
Telopea speciosissima is the source of this 1573-nucleotide messenger RNA. RefSeq lists its product as uncharacterized. The transcript is spliced from 2 exons. NCBI's taxonomy places the organism in Eukaryota, Viridiplantae, Streptophyta, Magnoliopsida, Proteales, Proteaceae. The record is from RefSeq and is a predicted model, not a curated record. The coding region runs from base 248 to 1249 and encodes 333 amino acids.